Molecule: messenger RNA, 828 nt
Organism: Aspergillus versicolor CBS 583.65
Lineage: Eukaryota; Fungi; Ascomycota; Eurotiomycetes; Eurotiales; Aspergillaceae
Product: SDR family NAD(P)-dependent oxidoreductase
Exons: 4
Coding region: 1-828 (275 amino acids)
Molecular function (GO): oxidoreductase activity
Source: RefSeq, a predicted model, not a curated record
AUGUCCAACCUCACAGGCUUCCCCGACUAUUUCAACCUCGCUGGCAAAGUCGCCCUGGUGACUGGAGGAUCGCGCGGUCUCGGCCUGCACAUCGCGACUUCUCUGCUACGAGCCGGCGCAAAGACAGUCUUUAUAACCGCCCGCAAAGCUCCAGGCGUGAACGAGGCCGCUGCUCAACUAAACGCUCUCCCCGGCAUCAAGGGCAAAGCGAUCGGCAUCGCCGGCAAUGCGUCCCAGACAGACGAGAUCCAGGCCCUGGUCGACCAGGUGAAGAAGGUCGAACCGAAGCUGGACAUUCUUGUCGCAAACGCAGGCGCAACAUGGGGCGGCCCAUUCGAGACAUCCCCGGACUGGGCGAGCCAGAAGGUCGUGGAUUUGAAUGUCCGCGGUGUCUUUAACCUCGUGCGACUAUUCACUCCCCUCCUCAAAGAAGCGGGAUCGCAUUCUUCUCCGUCGCGCGUCGUCAUCGUUAGUUCGGUCGCAGGGUCCAGCGUGCCCCAUACCGGCGAUCAUGGCACAAUCAUGUACUCAAUCUCCAAGGCCGCCGCGACCCACCUUGCUCGGAAUCUUGCUGUUGAACUGGGACCUAAAAAUAUCACUGCGAAUAGUCUGUCACCGGGAUUCUUCCCGUCGAAACUCGCCAGUGGUCUGAUUGAAAUCCUUGGAGGGGAGGAGGAGCUCAAGAAGUCCAACCCGAGACAGCGCCUGGGCGUGCCCGACGAUAUUGGCGCUGCCGUGUUGUUUCUUGUUAGCCCGGGUGCCAACUAUGUUAAUGGAGUUGAUUUGACAGUCGAUGGAGGUGCGCGACUUGCCCGGGGGAAGCUGUAA